Molecule: messenger RNA, 574 nt
Organism: Racocetra fulgida
Lineage: Eukaryota; Fungi; Glomeromycota; Glomeromycetes; Diversisporales; Gigasporaceae
Source: the annotation of a GenBank genome assembly
GAAAGAUUUGAAAAAUGGAGAAAUCUCCAAAUUGACAGGCCAAGAAUGGCGUGAACACCAGGAAGUCCAUUGGUAUUUUAAAAUUCUUGCAGAUUUGGCUGAAGAAAACCAUGAUCGGGUAUAUCCUGGUUAUAAAUUUUCUCCAAAAAGGGGUAAAGAAACAUUAAAAAACAUGAACGAUAAUAAAAAAACAGAAGUCCAUAGAGAAGUGAUACUUGAACCAACUUCUCUAAAUACUAAUGACGCGGAUAAUCUGCAAGAAAUUAGACAUAUUAAUGAUUUUCCUUGUGAUUUUUCACUUUAUACCGAUAAUUCGGAAAUGAUGAAUGAUUCUCCCUGUGAAUGUUCAUUUUAUACCGAUGCUAAUAAGGAAAUGAAUGAUUUUCCUUAUGAUUUUUCGCUUUAUACUGAUAAUUUGGAAAUUAUGAAUGCUUUUCCCUGUGAAUUUUCAUUUUAUAACGAUACUAAUAAUAAUGAUCUAGAAACGAUAAAUAAUUCGUUUUCCGAAAUCCCAGAUCAAAAUUUUGAUCAAGGAACUUUCGAUAUCGAAGAUUAUAUAAAUUUGGAUCCAUAA